Molecule: messenger RNA, 7062 nt
Organism: Coturnix japonica (Japanese quail)
Lineage: Eukaryota; Metazoa; Chordata; Aves; Galliformes; Phasianidae
Source: RefSeq, a predicted model, not a curated record
CUCUUCGAAGUGAUAUCAGACUUGGAAUGAACCUCUGUGUUCUUGGUGUAGUUACUCACCAAGCACUGAGACUUUGCAGAGUCAUCCAGGAAUGAAACUGCACUUUGUGGAGCUGUACUGGGGUUACUGUCUGCAUGGAGGGCUCUGGUGCUUGUUUCUGGAUAGCUGCAAAUGAGUAGCUCCAAGCAGGGCUUUGUGCUUGUGUUGUGUGUUCUCAGGUGGCACAGAAGUGCUGCUUUUAAGUGUUUGGCAUUCUUUAGUCUAUCUUGUCUGUCUGAUGCACCACCCUCAUUCUCUUCCAACUCCAGCAGAAAGGUGAGAAGAACUGAGAGCUGGGAAUACAUACCAAACCUGCCUACCUGUGAGCCUGCAGAGAGAAUACCUGUUUCUGAGAGGAAGAGCAAAGAAACCUAAGUGCAGAAACUGAUGGACCAUUACAUCAUCCAAAAUGAGUCUAUUCAUGCGUUUCUACUGGAAACUAGCAUGUCUUGAAGAGAGAAGAAUUCGCUGCUGGAUUGUCUUGAGCAUUACCUGUGGUGCAGCUUCAGGGAGCAGCUCGGUUUACCUGACUUGAAGAGUCUGAUGUGCAGCAAGCCAAAGGGACAUGGGCUUUCAGUGCACCUGGAAAAAUGAUCAGGUACUGGCUCCAUGCAUCACAUCUGAAUUGCCGUGUUCUUUAAGUUCCAGCUCAGCCCAUCUCCUUGAUGCACACUCACGGCAUCAUGGCCAGUACUCAGGAUCACCUGAGCUUGUCUUCCUCUCCAAACUCCAUCAGCAAAGCUUUCUGUGAGGAUAAAGACUUUGGUAGGCUACAUGAUGAACGUGGGUCUACUGGAAACCACCCGUCCCCCGAGCUCAUAGAGGAUAUGCGUGAGAAGGGCUUGCUGCAGACGGACCUCAUGGACAAUAUGAACAGCCCGGUCACUGCAGCGGUGCUGACCAGCAUCAGUGAGGACUCUAGGGACCAAUUUGAGAACAGCGUGCUGCAGCUAAGAGAGCAGGAUGAAUCUGAAACGGCCAUUCCUCAGGGCAACAGGAGCACUAUGGAUGGAGAGAGCAACAGCGGGGCGGACGAUGUGAAAGUGCAGUUCAACAGAUCAGGCAGUGGGAGCGGUGGAUUUCUAGAGGGACUUUUUGGCUGUCUCAGGCCUGUGUGGAACAUCAUAGGCAAGGCGUACUCCACGGACUACAAACUGCAGCAGCAAGAUACAUGGGAGGUCCCAUUUGAGGAGAUCUCAGAGCUGCAGUGGCUGGGCAGUGGUGCACAGGGAGCUGUUUUCCUGGGCAAGUUCCGGGCUGAGGAAGUGGCCAUCAAGAAAGUGAGAGACCAGAACGAAACAGACAUCAAGCACCUGCGGAAACUCAAACACCCCAACAUCAUUGCCUUCAAGGGAGUCUGCACUCAAGCUCCAUGCUACUGUAUUAUCAUGGAGUAUUGUGCACAUGGGCAGCUCUAUGAGGUCUUGCGAGCAGGGCGGAAAGUCACUCCUCGGCUGCUUGUGGAUUGGUCCACUGGGAUUGCUAGUGGGAUGAAUUAUCUGCACCUUCACAAAAUCAUCCAUCGAGACCUCAAGUCACCAAAUGUUUUAGUUACACAUACGGAUGCAGUUAAAAUCUCAGAUUUUGGUACCUCUAAAGAACUCAGUGAUAAAAGUACCAAAAUGUCUUUUGCGGGAACUGUGGCUUGGAUGGCCCCGGAGGUGAUACGCAAUGAGCCUGUUUCUGAGAAAGUGGAUAUCUGGUCAUUUGGAGUAGUUUUGUGGGAGCUGCUGACAGGAGAGAUUCCCUACAAAGAUGUGGACUCCUCCGCCAUCAUUUGGGGAGUGGGCAGUAACAGCUUGCACCUUCCUGUUCCUUCCACCUGCCCAGAUGGCUUCAAAAUCCUCAUGAAGCAGACCUGGCAGAGCAAGCCCCGGAAUCGUCCCUCCUUCCGACAGACACUGAUGCACCUGGAUAUUGCAUCUGCUGACGUACUAGCUACUCCUCAGGAAACCUACUUCAAAUCACAGGCUGAAUGGAGAGAAGAGGUGAAGAAGCAUUUUGAGAAGAUUAAAAGCGAAGGAACCUGUAUCCACCGGCUAGAUGAAGAAUUGAUUCGCCGUCGAAGAGAGGAGCUGAGGCACGCGUUGGAUAUCCGUGAGCACUACGAGCGGAAGCUGGAGCGAGCCAACAACUUAUACAUGGAGCUCAGUGCUAUUAUGCUGCAGCUGGAGGUCCGUGAGAAGGAGCUCAUAAAGAGGGAGCAAGCAGUGGAAAAGAAAUAUCCUGGGACUUACAAACGCCACCCAGUCAGACCAAUAAUCCACCCCAAUACAGUGGAGAAGCUGAUGAAGAGGAAAGGGGUGUCCCAUAAACCAGGCAGCCAGACUAAGCGACCAGAUCUGCUGAAGUCGGAGGGCAUACCCAGUGCAGAAGCAGCAUCCAAUGGCUCACCAGUCUCAGGAAGUCCCAAAAUGUCAACGCUGAGUGGCAAAAGUCGCUACCGCAGUAAGCCACGUCACCGCCGGGGGAACAGCAAAGGCAGCUACAACGAUUUUGCAGGGAUCUUGAAAAACCAGCCUGUGCAAGAUGAUGCACCCCCACCUCCACCUCAUAAUCAUUCUCAUCACCCCGGUCUACCACAGCAGCAUGGCCACGGCCAUCACUCACGGCUUCAUGCCCACGGACAGGAUAUUGCCAACUGUGCAAACAACUUACGGUACUUUGGCCCUGCAGCAGCACUGCGGAGCCCGCUCAGUAACCAUGCACAAAGGCGGAUGUCUGGUUCCAGCCCCGACCUCAUCUCCACUGCCAUGGAAGCAGAUUGCCGGAGGAAUCUAGAGAGCCAAGAGAGCAAAGAUGAUCACUGGGAGUGUUGCAAAACAGAUCAGUACAACUCCUGUCUCCAGUGCCAGGAAGAGGACAGUGGUCAGGUACAGAUGUCAUCUGUUGAAACAGGAGUGAGCCGUUCUCAGUCACCAACGGCUGUUUCCCUAUAUGAAAACGCGCAGUACAUUGAGAAGGUGGAGGAUGAGGACUUCAGCAACUGCACGUCAGCAUCUGCUCUAGGCACACCACAACACAUGGCGUCCUCAGUACUACCUUGCAAAGCAAGACCCAUUCAGAAGAGUGGCGAUGACUCCUCAGAAGAAGAAGAGGGCGAAGUAGACAGUGAAGUGGAGUUUCCUCGUAGACAAAGACCUCACCGCUGCAUUAGUAGCUGCCAGUCCUACUCGACCUUCAGUUCGGAGAACUUCUCUGUGUCAGAUGGAGAGGAGGGGAACACCAGUGAUCACUCCAACAGCCCGGAUGAGCUGGCUGCCAAGCUGGAAGAUGAGCUGGCUGAGAAGCUGGAGGACAUGUUGUCCCAGACUCCAGAGAUCCCCAUUGAAAUCUCCACCCAGUCCGACGGGCUUUCAGACAAAGAGUGUGCUGUGCGGAGAGUCAAGACUCAGAUGUCUCUGGGGAAACUCUGUGCAGAUGAACACAGCUGUGAGAACCCAGCACAGUUUGGAGAAUCAGACUGUGACUCUUCCGAAGGGGAGUGUUCUGAUGCCACAGUCAGGACCAAUAAACCCUGCAGCUCUGCUACUUGGAAGAGAAGAUGUUUCUCCUUCCCACCCCAGGAGUGAUUUGCAAUAACCCGAAUCUCUGGAAAAAAAAAAUGUCCAAAUGAAAUUAAUUCUCUUGGAGCAUUUCAAUCAAGAAUGGCAGGGAUGUAUUUUAUUGAAUAAUCUAGUUACUGUAACAUGGAUAUUUAUUUUUUUGACAUUUUAACACUUUUUACUGUAAAGAGUGGAUUGUAUUUAUAGACACACAGACUUGUUGCAAAAAAAAAAUAAUAAUAAUAAUUCAGAAAGCAAGCACAUUACAGAGAAACAUCGUGGGAGUCCUGCCUGGACAGCUUUAUGGACAGAGCGGGGGAUUCUCUUGCUGCUUUCACAGGGGACCAGGCCUCACGGCCCUGAAGAUUGGAGAACAGAUGAAGAAAAAUGAAACCACUCCGUCUUAUCACAUGAGGAAGUGUGGGGGUAUUAAAAAAAAAAAAAAAAAGGACCUUGCUGUCAAGGUAACCUGUGAACAAAGCGAAUUCAGUAUAACCAGCUGGGUCAUUUUUUAAUCAGAAGGUGGACGUGUUCCUGGAGAAAACUGGUACCGAGGUGCUAACAUCCAGGGUCUUCUGAGUCAAUGCAUCCCCAGGAAUGUAAUAAUGGGUUUUAUUUGAAGGGUUUUUAGUUUCUUUUUUUCUGUUUUGUUUUUUAAUCAACGUGUACGGUUGUGAGAUCCUGCAAAUGUGUUCUAACCUCGUCCUCUCAAGAAUUGGUGUAAGAGCACUUCUUAACAUCGUCCUUGCUUCGCUCUGGCAGUGUUGACCUCCAGUUGAGCAGGGAAUCCUCCUUCAGAUGCGGUGUGCCAUUUCCCAGUUUACUUCCUCCUCUUACCUCCUGUCUGUUUCAGUCAGCUAAAGAAAUCAAUCCAAUCAGUGUUGGAAAAGCAAGAACUUGGAGAGAACGUUCUGCAGAGCCCGAGCACUCUUCUGGGGAGGAAACUUGGAGAUGCCUGUACUGGACUUGGAGAAGCAGCCUCUCACCUACAGCAGCAUCAGUAACCAGCAGAGAGCUGUGUGUUGGGGGGGGAAAGACUGGGAAUCACUGGCCUAGAUCUGAGCAUCAGCCCUGCUUUGUCUCCUUACUGUAUGUUCUUGGAAGCAUUCACAGCCGCCUGCCCUUCAUGUCAGGCUUGGUGCAAAACAGGUUGUGCAGGGAGCCUUGAGGUACACUGAGGCCCCUGUUUCUUCUUUGAGCUGCAACUCUACAGGUGAAAGUGAGGAUAAUACCAGUAUGUGGACAGGCCGAGGCAUUGGCAGAUGAGAAAAGUUUGUUCUCUGAUAGAACUCAUAGUGCCUUCCCUUCAAACACUACUCUUCUAAAUUGAUAUUUAAAGAGAACAAAAAAGAGCAUGCCCUCCCCUCCCUUCCCUUUAGCUGAUCUUCCCCUCUAAGAGCUUUCACUCUGCCCUUCGUAGCGUGCUGGCUGACACAGCCCGUGCUGCCCUGCAGCCUGGCAUCACCAGCCUGAGAUGAACGGCAGGAAUGGACCAUGGACAGGUACUUCUGUUGCUUUGUUUGUUUACAUUUUAUGUUAAAAUAUUGCUUUGAAUUUAUCUGUGCUAAUUUAUAGCCUUGUGGCAAAAUGAAGGAAAAUGUCUUAUACAGAGAGCAGUAUUGUAUGAGUUAAAUUAUCCCAUAUUGUUAAAUUCUGUAGCUGGACUACACACAGAUCUUAAGUUAUGAUGUUAUUUUGUUAUUUAUUAUCAUUUCUGUAGAUCAGAAGGUUGGCUUCACUGCUAGCACAAUUGUAAUCUGUUUGUGUGACGUUACCUUCUCCCUGAUCGCUUGGGGGUGGGUGGGAGCAGAGCUGGUCUCAGUGGCUGUCAGUAGCUGCUGCCUCCCAUGGGUGCUGUCACCCUAGGGCAGGGAACCUGGCAUGGCUGGUCAGGUUGGGAUGGCUGCAGCCAGCCUGUGAGCCCUGGGAUAUUCCUUGUGGGGAUGCUGCAGUUGUUUGUGUUGCUGAUAGAGUUGGCAGCCUGCGAGCUGGUGGGGAACAGUGACCAGGGAGUGAGUGUCUGGUGGUGUUGGUCACAAAGGGAGUAACUUUACAGAUCAUCUGGCAAAUAGCGUUCAGAAGGGCAGGCAGAGAGGUGGGCAGUUACUGCUGGCACCCGGUGGGUCACUGCUGCAGGACUGUCAGGCUGUGGAGAGGAGAUCAGCUCACCCUGCCUGCAGCAGCAACGCUCAGCUUUGCACUGAGAGCAUGGAGGGGAGCGAAGCUCUUGUCUGGUUUGUUUCUUGUUUACUCUCUCUUCCAUCACUUGUUCCACCCAAAGGCCUCUCCCAUGGCUGGAGGCAUGAGGUGCUGGCGAGGCUUUGCUGUUGUGGUGAGGUUUUGGUGCAGAUGAGAUGGUACAGAUAGUUACCCAGCAAGUUGGAGUCCAGGGCAUGAGAACAGAGUGGUGCAGAAUUGUGCAUGUAGCAUAUGCACACAGAGAAAAAGAUCAAACUACUCCAUAAAGAGAGGUUGAGAACUACCCAUCACAUCUACUGUCGUACCCCCAGGCAGUCCUGCAGCAAUAGGCCCACGGCAGAGCUGCCUCCAGCUCAGGCCUAUCUCAGUCUCUGUGCAGGAACUUCAGUCUGUGCUAAACUCUAUCCCUACCAAAAAGAUCCUGCGGGGCUUUUGGUAGCCGUGGCCUCUGCUCAGAGCUUCACAGUGUGCUCAAACUCCUCUGGGCCUGCAGAGAUGCGGAUGCUUUGGUGUGUGGGAUGUGGGGACCUUCCUGCCCAGCUGUCCUGGGGGAGCAGCAUUUGCUCCCUAUCUCUCCCUGGGACACGCUGUCUCGUUUUGCAGCUGGAGGAGUAGAGCUGAACCCUUCUGACUGGCUGCUGCAAACACUGCAGCCACACUUGGGCCUGGUUUCUUUGCAUGCCCAGCUCAUCACACCGUUACAUCCAGCUUCUCCGCUCCUCGUAGCUGCUGCCUACUAUGCAGUGUCCCUCCGGGACUGCCACUAGGGCUGCCCCUUCCUCGUGUGAACACACAGCCCUGUACCCAUGGAGGUGUAAUCCCAGCCCUCUGCCUGCACACGCUCCGCAUGCUGGGCAGUGCAGGGGGCUGAGCGUUGCUCUGCGUGGCCCAGAUCUGCUCGUGGACGUCAUCUCCAUCGCUGCGGUUCUGUGCACUUCCUUGCAGUAAACACCGUGUUUGCAGGACAGAAGUAAACCGUGUUCCCUUUCCAGCAUCCUGCCUUCCCUGAGCCAGUUCUCGUGGCUGCUGACAGCUCCUGAACACUAGCCUAGAUCUUCUCCCAGUGCUGAAUGUUGCCUUCCCCACUGUCGUGUUAAGUAACCAUUUCAUCCUGGCCCUGUCCAGUAGUGUUCAUCUCUCUCCUCCCUGCUCUGCAGAUUCCUGAUACAAACUUGAUUUCUUUUUUUUUUUUUUUUUGUAUUGAACAGUGUACAGUGAUGGAAACAAGAAUGACUAUCAAAGCAAACAAUGCAUGGAAUAAAAAGCCAGUGUACUUCAA